AUGAUCAUUAGCGACGGAGAAAAAUCGUACAAAGAGGUCCUAGGCAGGGUCAAAACCAUUGUCGGAAGCAACUCCUCGGUCAAAGCCAUCAGAGGCCUAAGGAGUACUAAGGAUGGAAAACUACUGCUUACGUUAGAUAAAGAUCAGGCUGCUCUCACAAAUCUCCAUGAAGCGCUAAAGGAUAGCACUACAGGCCUAAAAACCAAAAGGCUAGGAAUGGAAAAGAGAAUAGCCAUACAUCUAAGAGGGAUGGAAGCGGACACCACCGUAGAAGACAUAAGACAAUCCGUCAUAGAGAUCACGGGAGAAUGGGAAGAGGAAAAUAAAAUAAGUGAACUACGCCCGCUAAGCAAUGACACGUUAGCUGCGACUCUCAUGCUUAAACCAAGUCAAUCGGAUAUGAUCCUGGAAGAAGGUUCCCUACGGGUGAGCCUGGUAAAAUGCAGGGUGGAAAAAAGACUAAACAUUAGAAGAUGUCAGAAAUGCUGGUCAUACGACCACUACGCAGAUUCAUGCGAAGGCCCAGACCGCUCGAAGGACUGUUUUAAAUGUGGAAAGAGCGAGCACAGUUCCAAAGACUGUACAAACGAGGAGGCAUGCCCUCUAUGCAAGGAGAUCGGACACAAAAUGGGUACUAUGAAGUGCCCAAAAUUUAAAAUGGCUCUCAAAAAUGCCAGAAUCUGA
Psylliodes chrysocephalus is the source of this 684-nucleotide messenger RNA. NCBI's taxonomy places the organism in Eukaryota, Metazoa, Arthropoda, Insecta, Coleoptera, Chrysomelidae. The record is from the annotation of a GenBank genome assembly.